ACCGUUCAUCCAGUGGAAUCUCUGUGGCUAGAUCCAGAAAUAGCAAGAUACACAGUACAUACAGCUGAGGACUUCAAUGCUACAACAAUGGAGGACUCUCUUCCUCUUAAUCUCUGUCAAGUCAAGAAAUCUUCUUUAGUUAUAAAUCGGUUGUACACUUCUCUUCAUAGCAUUGCUUUACUGGCCUUGAUAUUCUACAGAACUUCAACCCUCCUGGAAAUAACAAAAACUGGCAAUAAAUCGAUGCCAUUUGUACUAUUUUAUGUUUUAGUCUUUGCUUCUGAGCUGAUACUGUCUUUCAUUUGGCUGCUCAAUCAAGCGUAUUUAUGGAGGCCGGUUUAUCGAACUGUCUUCCCGGAAAGAUUGCCGGAGGAUGAUAAGCUUCCGGCUAUCGACGUGUUUAUAUGCACAGCGGAUCCAACUAGAGAGCCCAGCGUGCAAGUGAUGAAUACUGUCAUCUCAGCAAUGGCUCUGGAUUAUCCAGCAAAUAAGCUCCAUGUUUAUCUUUCAGAUGAUGGAGGGUCACCUGUGACUCUUGGUGCCAUGAGGGAAGCUUGGAAUUUUGCACGUUUUUGGCUUCCGUUUUGCAGAAAAUACGGGAUCCAAACUAGCAGCCCAGAAGCUUAUUUUUCGGUAGCAGGGGAUGGAAAUGUUAGCAGCAAAGAAUUCACAGCUGAAAAGGAGAAAAUUAAGGAAGAAUAUGACGUUUUCAAGGAACGAGUGAACAAGAUUAAAGAAAACGCCACUACCAUUAUUAGCAAGAAUCAUCCUUCAAUUAUUGAGGUAAUCAGGCGUCCAGCUGAUAAUGGAAGGGAACCAGACAAAGCAGAAAUGCCUCUUCUUGUAUAUGUAUCUCGUGAAAAAAGGCCUUCUCAACCUCAUAAUUUCAAAGCUGGAGCCCUCAACGUGCUUCUUCGAGUCUCCGGAUUGCUCAGCAAUUCUCCACACAUACUAGCUUUGGAUUGUGACAUGUACUGCAAUGAUCCAGCCUCAGCCCGGCAAGCUAUGUGUUUUCAUCUGGACUCUGAAAUAUCUCCUAAGCUAGCAUUCGUUCAGUUCCCACAUAACUUCCACAAUAUCAGCGACAAUGAUAUCUAUGAUAGUCAGCUCAGAACAUUUUUUACGAACCAGUGGUAUGGGAUGGAUGGAAUUACAGGACCAAUAAAUUGUGGCACAUGUUUUUACAUAACCAGAGAAGCACUUUGUGAAACUUCUGGCAGCAUCCAAGAGGAUACUAAUGUUGGUCAGCUUCGAAAAAUUUUUGGUCCAUCUAACGAGUUCAUCAAAUCCCUUAAUCGAAAGAUUAAGUCCAAUAUCAUCAAGGAUGAAGCACGUUUCUCCAGUGCAUUGCUGCAAGAAUCCCAAUGUUUAGCUUCUCUUAGCUAUGAAAGGGACACGCAAUGGGGGAAAGAGGUAGGCUUCAGAUACUUUUCUGUGGUGGAAGACUACUUCACUGGUUUCUUGUUGCAUUGCAAGGGAUGGAAUUCUGUCUAUUACAAUCCACAAAGACCUCCAUUCUUGGGUACAGCUAGUACAAAUUUGGGUGAAAUGUUGGUUCAAAACACGCGAUGGACCGCUGGUUUGAUUGAAGUGGCUAUCUCAAAGUAUUCUCCAAUUAUUUAUGGUCCAUCAAGAAUGCCAAUACUCGCCUGCAUGUGUUAUGCACAACUCGCAUAUUAUCCCUUCGGUUUCAUACCAUUUUGGUGUUUAUCUAUCAUUCCCCAGCUGUGUCUCGCCCAAGGCAUUCCACUCUAUCCAGAGAUAUCAAAUCCAUUUUUCAUGGUAUUCGUUUAUCUGUUUCUGUCAUCAAAUUUGAAGCACAUACAAGAGGCACUCUCUGCUGGACAUUCCAUCAGGACGUGGAUGCAUGAGCAGAGAAUGUGGAUGAUAAAGUCAGUCACAUGUUACUUCUACGGAAGUUUGAAUGGGAUUAUGGAGAAAAUUGGCAUGAGAGAAGCCAGUUUCUUGCCGACAGAUAAGGCGGAGGAUGAAGGACGAACUAAGCUAUACAAAUCAGGCAUGUUCGAUUUUCGAGCACCAGGAAUGUUUAUCAUUCCAAUGUGUACGUUGGUCAUUCUAAAUAUUGUUUCCCUGCUCAUUGGAGCUGUGAAGAUUAUCCACACUAGAAAUUACGGUGAGAUAUUUAUUCAGGCUUUCAUCUCAUUUUUCAUCAUAGUAGUGCAAUACCCUGUCAUAGAAGGGAUCUUCUUCAGGAAGGAUUAUGGUCGGAUUCCCAAAUCUGCAUCUCUGUUAUCAACCAUGCUAGCAGGAAUAAUUCUUUCCUUAGGAUCCCUUGUCCUCAUUUACUAAUUAAGUUUCACAAUCUGCUACAAAUCUUUCUGUAGUUGUUUCUAAUAUAUUGAGAAAUUGCCUCUAUUUAUUUAUUCAAAAAUUUGUUAUGGUAAA
Molecule: messenger RNA, 2406 nt
Organism: Coffea eugenioides
Lineage: Eukaryota; Viridiplantae; Streptophyta; Magnoliopsida; Gentianales; Rubiaceae
Product: cellulose synthase-like protein G1
Exons: 8
Coding region: 88-2310 (740 amino acids)
Biological process (GO): cellulose biosynthetic process; plant-type primary cell wall biogenesis
Cellular component (GO): plasma membrane; trans-Golgi network
Molecular function (GO): cellulose synthase (UDP-forming) activity; mannan synthase activity
Source: RefSeq, a predicted model, not a curated record